AUGACCACAGCAGCAAAAAAAGCAGAAACAGCCGAAACAACGGACACGAACGACGAAGUAGCACUCUUCGACUCAGCCUUCCACACCGGAAACAUCCCUGGAUACCUCAGACCACCACUCCCACCCACAACCAGCACCCUGACCGGCAGACAGUCCAAGAACCACCCCCCGACGAUCGACUACACCCAGUUCAACAACGGAUUCCACUGCUCACGAUCACACGACCAGCUCAGCCAACUCACAGUCUCAAUCGCCAUCGGAGACAUCCAGCGAGCAGCCACCAUCAUCCUCGAGAUCGAACGCAGCCUGGGAUACUCCAGAACGAAAACAUUCCAGACCACCCUAGCUGAAAUCUCCAAGAGCAGACAACCACCACCUGCAAGCGAACCAUUGGCUCUCAGAAGAACACCAUCAUCCCUGCCCACCCUCAACCAGAUCAUCCACCCCUCCAUCUUCAGCUCCCUCCUCAGAAGGACCCUCGUCCAGGCCAUCAAGCAGGAAUCACUAGGAAACUCCUCCCAGGCUCAUCUCCUCCAGUCUCAGCUCUUCCACUGGCUCAUCAACUUCAAGCUUAAUGGCCAACACUGGGCCCAGCUCGACCACCAUCUCAUGGCCGGCGUUCUCAAAGGUGUCUUAUUGUAA
This is a messenger RNA of Puccinia triticina, 642 nucleotides long. RefSeq lists its product as uncharacterized. The record is from RefSeq and is a predicted model, not a curated record. NCBI's taxonomy places the organism in Eukaryota, Fungi, Basidiomycota, Pucciniomycetes, Pucciniales, Pucciniaceae. The transcript is spliced from 2 exons. Bases 1 to 642 code for a protein of 213 amino acids.